Molecule: messenger RNA, 2610 nt
Organism: Indicator indicator
Lineage: Eukaryota; Metazoa; Chordata; Aves; Piciformes; Indicatoridae
Gene: DNM1
Product: dynamin 1
Exons: 22
Coding region: 1-2610 (869 amino acids)
Cellular component (GO): membrane; cytoplasm; microtubule
Molecular function (GO): GTP binding; microtubule binding; GTPase activity
Source: RefSeq, a predicted model, not a curated record
AUGGGGAACCGCGGGAUGGAGGAUCUCAUCCCGCUGGUAAACCGGCUGCAGGACGCGUUCGCCGCCAUCGGGCAGAAUGCCAACCUCGACCUGCCGCAGAUCGCCGUGGUGGGGGGGCAGAGCGCCGGCAAGAGCUCCGUGCUGGAGAAUUUCGUCGGGAGGGACUUCCUGCCGCGUGGAUCUGGCAUCGUAACCAGGCGCCCACUGGUCCUGCAGCUGGUGAACGCCAGCACAGAAUAUGGUGAGUUCCUACACUGCAAAGGGAAGAAAUUCACUGACUUUGAGGAGGUCCGUUUGGAGAUUGAGGCUGAAACAGAUCGUGUCACUGGCUCCAACAAAGGGAUCUCCCCCGUGCCCAUCAAUCUUCGAGUCUACUCUCCCCAUGUCCUGAACCUAACCUUGGUGGAUCUACCGGGUAUGACAAAAGUCCCAGUGGGAGACCAGCCCCCUGACAUUGAGUUUCAGAUCCGAGACAUGCUCAUGCAGUUUGUCACCAAAGAGAAUUGCCUCAUCCUGGCAGUCUCCCCAGCCAACUCUGACCUGGCUAAUUCUGAUGCCCUGAAGAUUGCCAAGGAGGUGGAUCCACAAGGGCAGCGCACUAUCGGAGUCAUCACCAAGCUGGAUCUCAUGGAUGAGGGAACCGAUGCACGAGACGUGCUAGAGAAUAAAUUACUGCCCCUGCGCAGGGGUUACAUUGGUGUAGUCAACAGGAGUCAAAAGGACAUUGAUGGCAAGAAGGACAUCCAGGCAGCUCUGGCUGCAGAGAGAAAAUUUUUUCUCUCCCACCCAGCCUACAGACACAUGGCUGACCGCAUGGGGACCCCCUACCUGCAGAAAGUACUGAACCAGCAAUUGACCAACCACAUCCGUGACACCCUGCCAGGGCUGCGGAACAAGCUCCAAAGCCAACUUCUCUCCAUUGAGAAGGAGGUGGAAGAGUACAAAAGCUUCCGACCUGAUGACCCUGCUCGCAAGACCAAAGCUCUGCUCCAGAUGGUCCAGCAGUUUGCUGUGGACUUUGAGAAACGUAUUGAAGGCUCUGGAGACCAAAUUGAUACCUAUGAGCUGUCGGGAGGAGCAAGGAUUAACCGCAUCUUCCAUGAACGCUUCCCCUUUGAACUGGUGAAGAUGGAGUUUGACGAGAAGGAGCUGCGACGGGAGAUCAGCUACGCCAUCAAGAACAUCCACGGCAUCAGAACCGGUCUCUUCACACCUGACAUGGCCUUUGAGACCAUUGUGAAAAAGCAGGUGAAGAAGAUUAAAGAGCCUUGCCUGAAAUGCGUGGACAUGGUCAUUUCGGAGUUAAUCAAUACCGUUAGACAGUGCACCAAGAAGCUCAGCCAGUACCCUCACCUGCGCGAGGAGAUGGAGAGGAUUGUGACCACCCACAUCCGUGAGAGGGAGGGCAGGACCAAGGACCAGGUCAUGCUCCUGAUAGACAUCGAGCUGGCUUACAUGAACACAAACCAUGAGGAUUUCAUUGGCUUUGCCAAUGCUCAGCAGAGAAGCAGCCAGAUGAGCAAGAAGAAGGCAGCUGGCAACCAGGAUGAGAUCCUGGUCAUCCGAAAGGGCUGGCUCACCAUCAACAACAUUGGGAUCAUGAAAGGUGGCUCCAAGGAGUAUUGGUUUGUCCUGACAGCGGAGAACCUCUCCUGGUACAAGGAUGAUGAGGAGAAGGAGAAGAAGUAUAUGUUACCAGUGGAUAACCUGAAACUGCGAGAUGUUGAGAAGGGCUUCAUGUCCAGCAAGCACAUCUUUGCUCUCUUCAACACUGAACAGAGGAAUGUUUACAAGGACUACCGGCAGCUGGAGCUGGCCUGUGAGACCCAGGAGGAGGUGGAUAGCUGGAAGGCUUCGUUCCUUCGUGCAGGAGUCUACCCAGAGCGUGUUGGGGACAAGGACAAAGCCAGUGAAGCAGAGGAGAAUGGAUCAGACAGUUUCAUGCACUCCAUGGACCCUCAGUUGGAGAGACAAGUAGAAACAAUCCGGAACCUGGUGGAUUCCUACAUGGCAAUUGUCAACAAAACCAUCAGAGACCUCAUGCCGAAGACAAUCAUGCACCUCAUGAUAAACAAUACCAAGGACUUCAUCCACUCGGAGCUGCUGGCCAACCUGUACUCCUGUGGUGACCAGAACACGCUGAUGGAGGAGUCUGCAGAGCAGGCACAGCGGCGUGAUGAGAUGCUGCGCAUGUACCACGCCCUGAAAGAAGCCCUCAACAUCAUCGGGGACAUCAACACCAGCACCAUCAGCACCCCCAUGCCACCACCGGUGGACGACUCCUGGCUGCAGGUGCAGAGCGUACCAUCCGGACGCAGGUCUCCUACGUCCAGCCCCACGCCGCAGAGGAGGGCUCCCGCGGUUCCCCCUGCCAGACCUGGGUCUCGAGGCCCAGCUCCUGGACCACCUCCUGCUGGUGGGUCCACACUGGGUGGUGCCCCUCCUGUGCCCUCCAGGCCAGGUGCCUCUCCUGAUCCCUUUGGGCCCCCACCUCAGGUUCCUUCUCGGCCUAAUCGUGCUCCUCCUGGUGUUCCCAGCAGAAGGGGCCCUGCCUCACCUACUCGACCUACCAUAAUCCGACUGGCUGAACCGUCCCUCUUAGAUUUAUAA